CACUGACCUACAACGACGACACCGAGGACAAGUAGACACAGCAAAGAUGCAGAAUGCGCAAUUGAUCAAACAAGGAGCUGAGGCAAAAGUAUACCUUGCCCCGUUUUGUGGACGUCAAACUAUCAUCAAGGAAAGGUUCGCCAAAGCGUACCGUCACCCAACAUUGGAUAAGAAGCUCACAUCACGGCGAGUUAUUCAGGAAGCACGAUGCCUUAACAGAUGUCAAAAAGCACUCAUCGAUACACCAACUGUUUACAUGGUGGAUGUUGAGAAUUCAUUAAUUUAUAUGGAGUAUAUCCAGGGUAUUUCUGUACGAGACUACUUGGUCACAGAAGAAGGCUCGACUACAGAGACACAACAACGAGUUGCAGCGGAAAUUGGAAAGGCGUUAGGAUUGAUGCAUAAUAUUGAUGUGAUCCAUGGUGAUUUAACAACAUCCAACUUGUUGUUAAGACAAAAUUCUUUUGAUCCUGAUGCUGAUUCUGAUGCUACUGCUACUGCUGCUACUGUUGCUGCUACUACUGGACCUGCUGGAUAUGAGUCUUUGGUAUUGAUCGAUUUCGGUUUAAGUUAUGUCAGUCAAUUGAUCGAAGAUAAGGCUGUCGAUCUUUAUGUCCUUGAACGCGCCUUCACAAGCACACAUCCUAAUACAGAAGUUAUGUUUACACAGAUCCUUGAGGCUUACAGCCAGAGUUGCAAGACAUCCAAGCAGAUUCUCAAGAAAUUAGAAGAUGUGCGGUUGCGCGGUCGUAAGCGCAGUAUGCUAGGUUAGACUAUAGGGGAGGAAAUACAAAAUAAU
Molecule: messenger RNA, 799 nt
Organism: Lobosporangium transversale
Lineage: Eukaryota; Fungi; Mortierellomycota; Mortierellomycetes; Mortierellales; Mortierellaceae
Product: kinase-like domain-containing protein
Exons: 5
Coding region: 47-772 (241 amino acids)
Biological process (GO): protein phosphorylation
Cellular component (GO): EKC/KEOPS complex; nucleus; cytosol
Molecular function (GO): ATP binding; protein serine/threonine kinase activity
Source: RefSeq, a predicted model, not a curated record